Molecule: messenger RNA, 1209 nt
Organism: Adelges cooleyi (spruce gall adelgid)
Lineage: Eukaryota; Metazoa; Arthropoda; Insecta; Hemiptera; Adelgidae
Product: traB domain-containing protein
Exons: 7
Coding region: 229-1209 (326 amino acids)
Source: RefSeq, a predicted model, not a curated record
AUAUUAUAAAAUGUAUAUUAUGUAGUUCAUAAAUGGAUACGUGUCGUUUGAUAAGAAUUUAAGAAAUGCUUAUGCGGUAAGCUGUAUAGGUGCAUUUUUUCACCUCAUUUUUAUCGUGUUAAGAUUCUAUAGAUAUUCAUUUUAAGAAGAUUCUUAUGAAUUGCACUCGGACUCAUACGUCCAUCUAAACCUUUGAAGUAAGUUUUGUUACAUUUUACAAAAUUUUAAAUGGCUGACGUUGAAGCGUCAAAGUUUCCAGACACUGUAGCCAUUCUUAAAGCAUCCAAUGGUUCAACAGUUUACCUAGUCGGUACUGCCCAUUUUAGCAAAGAAAGUCAAGAAGAUGUAGCUCAAGUGAUCAAUGUUGUAAAACCAGAUGUUGUUGUGAUAGAACUGUGCCCUAGUAGAAAUAGCAUUUUAGAAAUUGAUGAAUCACUUAUAGCUAAUGUUACAGGGAUUACGUUGGAAGGUCUUCGUAGUUCUAUAAAUAAAUUAGGUGUUACUCAAGGGAUAUUUUAUCAACUUAUGAUCAAUAUAUCAGCAAGUAUAUCUCGUGAUCUUGGUAUGGUACCUGGCGGAGAGUUUCGAAGAGCUGUAGAAGAAUCAAAGAAAUACAACAGUUAUAUUUACCUUGGAGACAGACCUGUUGAUAUAACUAUAAAACGAAUAAUAUCUAUGCUGAGCUGGCCGAAAAGCAUCAGACUUUUGUCACAUUUGCUAUUCACAUCAGAUUUUAAAAUAACUAAAGAAGAUGUAGAGAAGUUUAAAAAUAAAGACUUGAUGGAAGCAUUAAUGCUGCAAAUGGCUGCUGAUUAUCCUGAAUUAGAAAAAGUAAUAGUUGAUGAACGAGACAAAUUUUUGACUUACAGUUUACAAAGUUGUGCUGGCAUUAUAAUUGAUAAAACUGGCCUAAAGCCAAAUUUUAUCGUUUCGAGGCCUCAGAUAGUUGUCGGUGUAGUCGGUCUAGGUCACGUCGCUGGAAUUAAAAACUAUUGGGAAACUAUAACUAAAGAGGAAGUAACAGAAUUAACUGUAAUUCCACCUCAAUCGAGAAGCAGUAAAAUUAUUAAAAUUGUGAUCAAAGUCAGUGCUUAUGGAGUACUUAUAUGGGGAAUUUCCAAAAUUCCAGGAGUAAGAACUGCAUCGAAAAUGGCAUACUCUGCAAUCACUUCGUCUUUUAACACGGGACGUUUCAUAAAAAUUAAAUAA